AUGAAGUCGCUUAUGAUGGAACGAUUCUUGCCCACAGAUUAUGAGCAGAUUCUCUAUCGUAUGUACCUGGGCUGUGCGCAAGGCACCCGUUCGGUUUCUGAAUAUACCGAAGAAUUCAUGCGUCUGGCAGAGCGAAACCAUUUGACCGAGACUGACAAUCAAAAGGUCGCGAGGUACAACAAUGGGCUGAAGAUUUUCAUCCAGGAAAAAAUUGGUAUGCAGAAUAUAUGGACUUUGCAGGAGGCGAUUAACAUGGCAUUGAAGGCUGAACUAUUGGAGAAGGAGAAACGCCAACCCAACUUCCGCAGGAACACGACGGAAGCCUCUGAAUAUACUGCUGGUGCUUCUAGUGGCUCAGGAGAUAAGGGGAAAGCACAGCAGCAGAAUCUUGGAGGAUCGACAAAACCAGCAACAGUUGGCCAAAACAAAAACUUCAACGAAGGCAGCAGCCGGAAUUACAACAGAGGGCAGCCCCGAAACCAGUCCUUGAAUCCGUAUGCUAAGCCCAUGACGGACAUAUGUUACCGUUGCCAAAAACCAGGGCAUCAUUCUAAUGUUUGUCCAGAGCGGAAGCAGGCUAACUUUAUCGAAGAAGCCGAUGAAGAUGAGGAAAACGAUGAAGUCGGGGAAGAUGAUUAUGCAGGGGCUGAAUUUGCAGUUGAGGAAGGAAUGGAGAAGAUUACCUUGGUUUUGCAGAGAGUUCUUUUGGCACCAAAGGAGGAAGGGCAGCGUCAUAGUAUUUUUCGUUCCCUCUGCUCAAUCAAAAACAAGGUAUGUGAUGUGAUCGUAGACAAUGGAAGUUGCGAGAAUUUCGUGUCAAAGAAAUUGGUGGAGUAUUUGCAGCUAUCUACGGAGCCACAUGUCAGCCCUUACUCACUAGGUUGGGUUAAAAAAGGCCCUUCGGUUCGUGUAGCUGAGACUUGCCGAGUGCCACUGUCUAUUGGUAAGCAUUACAGAGAUGAUGUAUUAUGUGAUGUUAUUGACAUGGAUGCAUGCCAUAUUUUGUUAGGGCGACCUUGGCAAUUUGAUGUGGAUGCGACUUUCAAGGGACGAGAUAAUGUAAUUCUGUUUUCUUGGAACAACCGGAAAAUUGCAAUGGCAACUACACAGCCCUCAAAACAAUCUGUUGAGGCCAAGACGAGGAGUUCUAGUUUCCUAACCCUAAUUAGCAACGAGCAGGAGUUGAACGAGGCUGUCAAAGAAGCGGAGUGUUUUUGUCCCUUGGUGUUGAAGGGGUUGUUGAAAAUUGGCAGAGGAGAAGGUGACAUUCCUCAAGAUGUGCAGAAGAUUUUGGAUCAAUUUCAGGAAUUACUUUCUGAAAAUCUGCCAAACGAGCUGCCACCUAUGCGAGACAUACAGCACCAAAUUGACUUGGUGCCUGGAGCUAGAUUCCACCAAAUUGACCUGGUGCCUGGAGCUAGAGAUUUAUCCGGGAGAGUUUGA
Prunus avium (sweet cherry) is the source of this 1443-nucleotide messenger RNA. The record is from RefSeq and is a predicted model, not a curated record. NCBI's taxonomy places the organism in Eukaryota, Viridiplantae, Streptophyta, Magnoliopsida, Rosales, Rosaceae.